This is a messenger RNA of Penicillium cataractarum, 2007 nucleotides long. RefSeq names its product fungal specific transcription factor domain-containing protein. Gene Ontology annotation, biological process: regulation of DNA-templated transcription; DNA-templated transcription. The transcript has a single exon. Gene Ontology annotation, cellular component: nucleus. NCBI's taxonomy places the organism in Eukaryota, Fungi, Ascomycota, Eurotiomycetes, Eurotiales, Aspergillaceae. The coding region runs from base 1 to 2007 and encodes 668 amino acids. Gene Ontology annotation, molecular function: DNA binding; zinc ion binding; DNA-binding transcription factor activity, RNA polymerase II-specific. The record is from RefSeq and is a predicted model, not a curated record.
AUGUCUGACUUCUCAAGCUUGACGGGCAAAUUUCGAAUCCACAAGGAACCGCCCCACAAGCCACCAGGCAAAGUCACUAAACGGCCCCGAGAAUCAUUGUCCUGCAACCAAUGCAAGAGUGCCAAACUCCGCUGCAAUCGGCGACAGCCAUGUAGCUCAUGUGCCCGAAAGGAUGAGCCUGCGCUAUGCUCCUAUCAACGAACCUCGCCGGGCAGCAGCCACUCAGCCUCGGCGGAAGACCGACUUGCUCACCUGGAAUCCCUAGUUAAGGAUCUGAUGCAGAAUCCAAACCUCGGACGAUCUGGAAACAACACUGUGGGAGACCAGUCAUUGAAAGACCCAAGAGUGGCCGAUCAGAAUUUAGAUGAAGGUAGAUAUGUUGGCUCCACUCAUUGGUCUGCCAUCCUGGAUGAUAUCCAGGAGCUCAAGACAGCCGUGGCCCGCCGAGAGCAUACUCCAGAGCCUAGCCCAGAAACUCUAUCACCACCACCUGGUUCUAACAAAGAAAUGCUUAUUUUCGGAUUGCCGAGUGAUUACCCACUGGAGCAGGUUAUGGACCAGCACCUCCCCUCCAAGGUGGAGGUUGACCGAUUGGUUGCAAUAUACUUUCAAGGAGAAAGCUUCAUCAUCCCAUUCAUUCAUACACUGCAAUUCCAACGCCAGUAUCGCGCCUUCUGGGAUGACCCCAAACAUGUUAGUCCGCUAUGGCUCUCCAUGCUGUUCUCGAUUUGCUCGGUGUCCACCUUGAUUCGUGGCACCGUGGGCAUCUCCCCGACCUCAAAGGAAGAUGUUAUUGCGGAGGCAUGCCAACUUCUCGAGGCGUCUGGGAAAUGCUUGGUUCGAGGUGAAUAUUAUCGCCCCCAGCCACUAGUACUCGAGGCAUUGAUCAUGUAUGCUCAAUGCAAAAAUAUGCAAUCCCUCGACCCGUCCCGAGAAGCUGGUGCAAUCUUUGGAAUGGUCGUUCGCAUGGCUCAUGAGAUGGGUUAUCACAGGGACCCGGACUCGCUGGGGUCAUUCUCACCAUUCGAGGGUGAGAUGAGGCGGCGCCUGUGGGCUCUGUGCAAGCAGGUGGACCUGAUGGUAUCCUUUCAGCUCGGCCUUCCCAGCAAUAUCUGUCUAGAGAACUGUGAUACCAAAUCUCCCCGGAACUUGACCGACUCAGACUUUGAUGUCGACACGAAGGUUCUUCCGCCGUCACGCUCGGAAGACCAGCCCAUUGGACUACUGUGGUUCAUUGUCAAGGAUCGACAGAUGGUCAGCUUCUACAAGGUGUGUCGUGACGCUUUGAGCUUUCACGAAAAGUCCCAUACAGAAAUUCAGCAACUGGAUAGUGAGAUUCGACGGAUGUAUACAACCAUCCCAAGCGUUCUGCGAACUCGACCGCUGGCCGAGUCUCUUACUGACCCUCCAUUUUUAAUCAUGACCCGGAUCUAUGUCGAGUUCAUUUACCUAAAGAGUCUUUGUGUCUUUCAUCGCAAGUACAUGACCCGAGGCAACCGGCUCAGUACCGAAUCCUGCAUGGAAGCUGGCCAAAGGCUGGUCCGUCAGUUUAUCGAGAUAUACAGCGAGCUCUCACCCGGUGGCCAGUUGUAUGGUCAUCGUUGGAUGCUGACCAACUUCACUAUGAAUGAUUUUCUUCUGGGUGUGAUGGUGCUCUGCCUGGUAGUUCAUAUCCACCGACGGGGGCCGGAAUCUUCAGUUAUCAAACCACAAACCGAAGAGACCAUUCGGCCCUUGCUCAAGCAAGCGCAUGCAAUUUGCGUGGAGAAAUCUUCGGCAAGUCGGGAUGCUAGAUAUGUUUCACGGGCCAUCACGGCUCUUUUGGAUGGACCGGUGACCAGAGUCGGGGCGCCCGCUCUUCCUGUGGACCAACAGACUUACAGCACAAUGGAUGGAACUUCUCUGGGCUGGUUAGAUCCAUUUUACAUUGAGGAUAAUGAGGGUUUAGACUGGGGGCUGCUUGAUUCGCUCCUUUCGAACCAGCCGGAAGAGGAAGAGAGUGGAUAG